This is a messenger RNA of Pelmatolapia mariae (spotted tilapia), 3633 nucleotides long. RefSeq names its product glutamate receptor, metabotropic 5a (gene grm5a). Gene Ontology annotation, cellular component: postsynaptic density membrane; plasma membrane. The coding region runs from base 1 to 3633 and encodes 1210 amino acids. Gene Ontology annotation, molecular function: adenylate cyclase inhibiting G protein-coupled glutamate receptor activity; G protein-coupled receptor activity involved in regulation of postsynaptic membrane potential. The record is from RefSeq and is a predicted model, not a curated record. The transcript is spliced from 17 exons. Gene Ontology annotation, biological process: regulation of synaptic transmission, glutamatergic; trans-synaptic signaling by endocannabinoid, modulating synaptic transmission; G protein-coupled glutamate receptor signaling pathway. NCBI's taxonomy places the organism in Eukaryota, Metazoa, Chordata, Actinopteri, Cichliformes, Cichlidae.
AUGGCGGGAGGUGUAACGAGGACCACGGGGAUGGGACACAUCCUGAAGUUGAAUGUGCGGUUGUUAGCGGUGGCUGUGCUGCUGGGAACUGAUGUGAGCUGGCUGGGCUUGAAAGACCAGGUUGGGGUCAAUGCCCAGAACAAUGAGAGAAGGGUAUUGGCACAUAUCCCUGGUGAUAUCAUCAUAGGAGCUCUGUUCUCUGUCCACCACCAACCACCUGCAGAUAAGGUCCAUGAGCGAAAGUGUGGUGCGGUCCGUGAGCAGUACGGGAUCCAGAGAGUGGAAGCCAUGAUGCACACUCUGGACCGAAUUAAUGCAGACCCCACCAUCCUUCCCAACAUCAGCCUGGGCUGCGAGAUCAGGGAUUCGUGCUGGCACUCUGCCGUGGCACUGGAACAGAGUAUUGAGUUUAUUCGGGACACACUAGUGUCCAGCGACGAGGAGGAGAGCCAGGGCAGAUGCACGGCAGAAGGAGGGAGCAUGCUUCUUCAGGGGAAGAAGCCUAUUGUGGGACUUAUUGGACCAGGUUCCAGCUCUGUGGCCAUCCAGGUGCAAAAUCUCCUCCAGCUCUUCAACAUCCCACAGAUAGCAUACUCAGCCACCAGCAUGGAUCUCAGUGACAAGAGCCUGUAUAAAUAUUUCAUGAGAGUAGUACCAUCAGAUAUGCAACAGGCCAGAGCAAUGGUGGACAUUGUCAAGAGAUACAACUGGAGCUACGUGUCUGCAAUACACACUGAAGGUAAUUAUGGUGAGAGCGGUAUGGAGGCAUUUAAAGACAUGGCAGCAAAAGAAGGGAUCUGCAUUGCCCACUCUGACAAGAUAUACAGCAAUGCAGGGGAGCAAAGCUUUGACAAGCUUUUGCAGAAACUCAGAGGCCAUUUACCCAAAGCCAGGGUUGUGGCUUGCUUCUGUGAGGGCAUGACAGUCCGAGGGAUACUGAUGGCCAUGAGACGACAACGCCUAGUGGGAGAGUUCGUCCUCGUCGGAAGCGAUGGCUGGGCUGACAGGUAUGAUGUGACUAAUGGCUACCAGAAGGAAGCAGCUGGGGGAAUCACUAUAAAGUUAAAGUCGGCAUAUGUGACCUGGUUUGAUGAUUACUACCUGAACCUGAAGCCUGACGCUAACCUGAGGAACCCCUGGUUCCCCGAGUUCUGGCAGCACCGCUUCCAGUGCAGGUUGAAGGGACAUCCACAGGAGAGCACUGCUUACAACCGCACUUGCACUUGGAGAGAGUCUCUGCGGCAUCAAUAUGCCCAAGACACCAAGAUGGGCUUUGUCAUAAAUGCCAUUUAUUCUAUGGCUUAUGGCCUACAUGCCAUGCAACAAGCACUUUGUCCAGGAUAUAAGGGUUUGUGUGAGACCAUGCGUCCCAUUGAUGGUCGCAAGCUGCUAGAUUUCCUGAUGAAAACCAACUUUACUGGUGUAUCUGGGGAGGCCAUCCUCUUUGACCAGAAUGGAGACUCACCCGGCAGGUAUGAAAUCAUGAACUUCAAGCAGACAGGUGAAGAUGAAUACGCUUACAUCCAUGUGGGAAGCUGGGAUCAGGGUGGCCUAAAGAUGAAUGAUGAAGAAAUCUGGAGCAACAACAGUGAAAUCAUCCAGUCAGUCUGCUCUGAGCCCUGCCAGAAGGCACAGAUUAAGGUGAUCCGUAAAGGAGAGGUGAGCUGCUGUUGGACCUGCACUCCCUGCAAAGAGAACGAGUUCGUGUUUGAUGAGUACACUUGCCGAGCCUGUGAGCUUGGCUCCUGGCCCACAGAUGACCUCACUGGUUGUGAGCCAAUUCCAGUGCAGUAUGUCCGCUGGGGGGAUCCAGAGCCCAUUGCUGCUGUAGUCUUUGCCUGCCUGGGCCUCAUGGCUACACUUUUUGUUACAUCUGUUUUCAUCAAGUUUUGGGACACUCCUGUGGUCAAGUCAUCCAGUCGGGAGCUCUGCUACAUUAUCCUGGCAGGAAUAUGUCUGGGCUACCUGUGUACUUUCAGUCUUAUCGCAAAGCCGCACAUUGUCUAUUGCUACCUCCAGCGGCUGGGAAUCGGACUGUCCCCUGCCAUGAGCUACUCUGCUCUCGUCACCAAGACCAACCGCAUAGCACGGAUCCUGGCAGGCAGCAAAAAGAAGAUCUGUACCAAGAAACCGCGUUUUAUGUCCGCCUGCGCACAAUUGGUCAUUGCCUUCCUACUCAUACUCCUGCAGCUGGGGAUUAUUGUGGCACUUCUCAUCAUAGAGCCACCACAGGUGAUCUAUGAUUACCCCAGUAUCCGUGAGGUGCACUUGAUCUGCAAUCUGACCACUCUGGGGGUGGUAGCACCGCUGGGCUACAAUGGCCUGCUUAUCCUCAGCUGCACCUUCUACGCCUUCAAGACUCGUAAUGUACCAGCUAAUUUUAAUGAGGCCAAGUAUAUUGCCUUCACCAUGUACACCACCUGUAUCAUCUGGCUGGCCUUUGUUCCAAUUUACUUUGGCUCCAACUACAAGAUCAUAACCAUGUGCUUUAGUGUCAGCCUCAGUGCCACAGUGGCUCUCUGCUGCAUGUUUGUCCCCAAGGUGUACAUCAUGCUCGCCAAGCCUGAGAAAAAUGUCCGCAGCGCUUUCACCACAUCCACAGUUGUGCGCAUGCAUGUGGGCGAUGCUAAGAAAGCUGCCAAAUCUGGCAAAUCUUCUAGCAGCAUGGCCAACUUGUUUCGACGUCGUGGCUCUACGCAGGACAACAUAAGUUCCAAUGGGAAAUCAGUUACAUGGACACAGAAUGAGCGUGCAUACAGACCAAACCUGUGGAAGAGGAUGUCAUUUCACGUGAAGAAAAAGGAUCCAGUCGAGGCAAAUCAGACAGCCAUCAUCAAGCCAUUCUCUAAAGAUGGGGAUACACCAGCAGACAAUGGUGUCAAGGAGCAGUACGAAGAGCCACAGCUUUCUCAGUCUUUCACCUGCACACCCUCUCAGUCACCUUUGCCAACCAUCAGUCAGCAUGCAGCGAAGGCGGUGUGUCAUCAGGGAGGAGAGGAUGCCGAGGAUGCACAAGUUUUACCCACCUAUUUACCCGAGCACCCCGCUGGGGUGAGAAGAAGGGGCGGGGACAACAGCCAAGGUGUUGGUGCAUUGAAUGAUGGAGACAUUAGCAUCAUAGGAGUGGGUGACAUUGGCAUAGGGAUGAUUGGCGGCCAAACUCAGGGUACCACAAUCAUGGACCAGAUCAGUAGUGUGGUUAACCGUUUCACUGCCAACAUCAGUGAGCUGAACACCAUGAUGCUGCCGGGGGGAGCCACCGUCAGCCCACCCUCCACCACUGCUCUGCCUGCUGCUACUGCAGACACCACGGCGUGUCCACCUCAGUACCUUGCGCCCAGGAACAGACAGACACCCUCCACCGUCACCACAUAUGCGGAGGUAACAGCUGUCUCCAAUUUCUGCGAGAAUCGACCAGCGGGUAAGAUUUAUGAGCACCUGGCCGGGACUUGCGUGAGUAGCAGACGGGCCAAGGAUAUGGAGGAGCUCAUGGCUCUGACGCCUCCCUCUCCAUUUAGAGACUCAUCUCUGAGCUCCAAUGGCAGCUCUCCCCCUUCCCUGUCCCCUGCCUCUGAGGCUGAAUAUGACCAGCUGCUGCUGAGACAUUACAGCCAGAGCUCCUCCUCUCUUUAA